AACCAAACCAAAGUACCAAACGACGCUGCGCUCCCGUUCCCCCGUCACAAACACACACACUGCGGAGAGGACCGCAACGCGAGCCCACCCCAGGCCGAACGCCGAGAGCGAUCCCUCCCGUCCGUGUUGCCCUUUGCGCUCCGCCUUCCUCCUCUUCCACCCCGUCACUUCCGUGCCAUCCGCGGCUCGCCUCCCCACCCCCCAUUCCCGCCGCCCCAUGCCUCCGGCUCGACCGUAGCCGCCCGACGACGACCGCCAUGGCCGCCGAUUCCGGCAGCGGUGCCCGCCGUUCCCCCCCUUAAUCCUUGAUUGGUCCGUCCCGAUUCGAUUUCUGUCGAUCGUUCGCUGAGGGAUCGCUCACCUUGAGUUGCCCACAGGGAUGGCCGGCCUGGAGAUCGGGCCGGCGUCGCCGGGCUCGGAGGGGGCGCCAUCGCCGGCGUCGAGCGUGGGCGCCUCCGUGGAGCGGCCCGAGCAGUCGUCGCCGCGGGUGACCAAGCGCCCAGGCCUCGUCAUGUCCUUCUCCGGGAAGCGGCUGGACCAGUCGCCGGCCGGGUCGCCGUCGCCGUCGCCGUCGCUGUCGCGCCCGGUGCUGGUCAUGUCCCACUCCAGCAACCGCCUCGACCAGUCGCCCGCGCGCCCGGUGCUCGUCAUGUCCCGCUCCAGCAACCGGCUGGACCAGUCCUCCCCGGCGUCGUCGCCGGCGCCAGUGAAGGCGCCCGUGCUGGUCAUGUCAGGCUCCAGCAAUCGGCUUGACAGCUCGCAUCCGUCGCCGUCGCCGUCGCCGUCGCCGACCGCCGCGGCCGCCGCUGCGCCGGUUCUGGUGCUCUCCAACUCCGGCAAGCGGAUGGACCAGGUGGGGCGGAAGAAGUACGUCAAGCAGGUGACGGGCCGCCACAACGAUACGGAGCUCCACCUCGCCGCGCAGCGCGGGGACCUCGAGGCCGUGCGCCAGAUCAUCGCCGAGAUUGACGCCCAAAUGACCGGCACCGGCGAGGAGUUUGACAACGAGGUCGCCGAGAUCCGCGCCGCUAUAGUGAACGAGGCCAACGAGAUGGAGGCGACCGCGCUGCUCAUCGCCGCCGAGAAGGGGUUUCUUGACAUCGUCGUCGAGCUGCUCAAGCACUCCGACAAGGACAGCCUCACCAGGAAGAACAAGUCCGGAUUCGAUGCUCUGCACGUCGCUGCAAAAGAGGGCCACAGAGAUAUUGUCAAGGUACUUCUGGACCAUGAUCCAUCCCUUGGGAAAACGUUUGGCCAAUCGAAUGUGACUCCUCUCAUAACUGCGGCGAUUAGAGGCCACACUGAGGUGGUGAACCUACUGCUGGAGCGAGUUUCUGGGUUGGUUGAGUUAUCAAAAGCGAAUGGAAAGAAUGCCUUGCACUUUGCUGCCCGGCAGGGGCAUGUGGAAAUCGUGAAGGCUUUGCUAGAUGCUGAUACCCAGCUUGCUCGGAGGACUGAUAAGAAAGGCCAGACUGCUCUACACAUGGCAGUAAAAGGUACUAACCCGGAAGUUGUUCAAGCGCUUGUGAAUGCCGAUCCGGCAAUAGUCAUGCUACCUGACAGAAAUGGCAACUUAGCUCUGCAUGUUGCAACCAGAAAGAAAAGAUCAGAGAUUGUAAACGUGCUUCUGCUUCUCCCGGAUAUGAACGUGAAUGCGUUGACUAGGGACCGGAAGACCGCAUUCGACAUCGCCGAGGGCCUCCCACUAUCAGAGGAGUCCCAAGAAAUAAAGGAGUGCUUGUCCCGCGCUGGCGCGGUCAGAGCAAAUGAGCUGAAUCAGCCUCGGGAUGAGCUCAGAAAAACAGUUACAGAGAUCAAGAAGGACGUGCAUACUCAGCUUGAGCAGGCGAGAAAAACCAACAAGAAUGUCUACGGCAUCGCGAAGGAGCUAAGGAAACUCCACAGGGAGGGCAUCAACAACGCGACGAAUUCAGUCACGGUCGUGGCGGUGCUCUUCGCCACAGUGGCGUUCGCCGCAAUCUUCACGGUGCCCGGCGGCAACACCGACGACGGCGUAGCGGUGGCCGUGCACGCGACAUCCUUCAAGGUGUUCUUCAUCUUCAACGCCGUCGCCCUCUUCACGUCGCUAGCGGUGGUGGUGGUCCAGAUAACGGUGGUCAGGGGCGAGACCAAGGCGGAGAGGCGGGUGGUGGGGGUCAUCAACAAGCUGAUGUGGCUGGCCUCGGUGUGCACGACGGUCGCGUUCAUAUCCUCCUCGUACAUCGUGGUGGGGCGGCACUUCAAGUGGGCGGCGCUCCUGGUGACCCUGAUCGGCGGGGUGAUCAUGGCCGGCGUGCUCGGCACGAUGACGUACUACGUGGUGAAGUCCAAGCGCGUGCGCAAGAUCAGGAAGAAGGUGAAGUCGACGAGGAGGAGCGGCUCGAACUCGUGGCACCACAACUCGGAGCUCUCGGAUUCGGAGGUCGACCGCAUCUACGCCAUAUGAGGGGGCCGGUGCAGCUGGUUCCUUCCUUCAGACCGUCUGGCCGUGAUGCAGCACGGAUGCAUACUGUAAACAUCGAAUCACGGCCCUUGAGAUGGAGAUGCGCUAGGGGGUGGUUAACUCUGUACAUUCCAAUAAGCUGGUGUAAACUGCCAUUCCCCUUGUUCAUGGAUCGGGCGGGAGGCGACUGUCUUGGCUGUAUACUACUCACAGAUAGAUUUGUCAUCAGGUUAUAUAUAGUGUAUUAUAUAUGUGCAGCCUGCUGUGU
Molecule: messenger RNA, 2711 nt
Organism: Zea mays
Lineage: Eukaryota; Viridiplantae; Streptophyta; Magnoliopsida; Poales; Poaceae
Product: ankyrin repeat-containing protein ITN1
Exons: 3
Coding region: 380-2446 (688 amino acids)
Cellular component (GO): plasma membrane
Molecular function (GO): protein binding
Source: RefSeq, a predicted model, not a curated record